CUUAGCGAGGUAGUAUCUCGAUGCGUUAUGUCGAAUUAUACCAGAGGUACCGAUGGUAAAUACCGUGUGAGCAAUGAAGUAACGAAUCGUUUCACUGGUGUGAAGAGGAUAUUGGAGGGUGAAAUUAAGCCCGCAGCUUCCAAGGCCGAGGAGGGUAAACUUCACGUCAGGUAUACCACAGUACCACUGACUCCCGAGACUAAGUACUCUGUACUCGAAACGGAUUAUGAUUCGUACGCCGUUUUAUGGAGCUGUCAAGGUAUUGGCCCGGUCCACGCACAAAAUGCAUGGGUCAUGACGAGAGAACGAGUACCAUCCGGAAAAGUGCUUCAAAAGGCUUAUGGCGUUCUUGAUAAAUAUAAGAUAUCGAAAACGUUCUUCGUGAAAACCGAUCAAGCGGAAUGUGCCUAUUUGGAUUCGACAACGGAGGAGUCUGAGGAGCCUGAGAAGCCGGCGAAGUCAGAGAAACGAAAACAGAAACCGCAACCAACUGAACCGAAUGAGAGUUCCAGAUCGACCAUCGCUCUGAAUGAUGCCGAUAUCGAGAUAAAGGAGAAGGAGGAAGCUACAGCCGGGAUUACGGGCGAGAAAGCGCUCUCUGAUAUUCCGAAGAUAAUAGCGGAGGAACCCGCAAAGCUCGAGCAGCCCAUCGAAACUGUUCCCGAACGGAUCUUGAAGUUAGCAGAGACGAUAAAAGAGGAGAGUGGCGACACGAGGAAUAAAAUGAUCAUUGUCGAGGUCAAGGAGGAGAACGUUGCGGAAACUACGAAGGAGGAGAAAAGCGAACAUGCGAAAGAAAUAGAAGCAACUGCCUAGAAGUACUAUUUAGCAAAAAAAAGUCUGUUAGUUGGCGCUAGCAGGGACGCAUUCCUGGGGAUUUUCGACGUCUUAGGCUUGUAGCGGUUUCCUCAUUGAGAACCAGUCUCGCUUAAGUACCGCAAAAUCAUUAAUCAUUGUUCCAUUGACACGCCGUCGUUCUGCGUUGUCGCUUGAGGACAUAGGGUUGGCACGGCGCUUUGUUUUAUAGGCUUACGUACAAAUGUAAAAAAAAAAAAAAAAGAAAA
Cyphomyrmex costatus is the source of this 1064-nucleotide messenger RNA. RefSeq lists its product as uncharacterized. The transcript is spliced from 3 exons. NCBI's taxonomy places the organism in Eukaryota, Metazoa, Arthropoda, Insecta, Hymenoptera, Formicidae. The coding region runs from base 28 to 816 and encodes 262 amino acids. Gene Ontology annotation, cellular component: cytoplasm. The record is from RefSeq and is a predicted model, not a curated record. Gene Ontology annotation, biological process: lipid metabolic process; response to reactive oxygen species. Gene Ontology annotation, molecular function: pigment binding.